Molecule: messenger RNA, 2773 nt
Organism: Xiphophorus couchianus (Monterrey platyfish)
Lineage: Eukaryota; Metazoa; Chordata; Actinopteri; Cyprinodontiformes; Poeciliidae
Product: endonuclease domain-containing 1 protein-like
Exons: 2
Coding region: 1794-2750 (318 amino acids)
Molecular function (GO): metal ion binding; hydrolase activity; nucleic acid binding
Source: RefSeq, a predicted model, not a curated record
AAACAGUUUAUUAGAUAAAUCCUUAAAUGUUCUAUUAUAUAUACUAUGUAUGUUAUGUUACGAUAUUGGCCAGAGUUACACUGUGAAUAAAUUUAAAAUCUUUCUUUAACCAUGUAAAUUCAAGAUUUAUUGUGCAAAAUCUUCUUAGAAUUAAAAAACAGCUAAAGAUAGAAAGUUUAGUUUUGGAUUAUUUUUACCCUAAAGAUUAAGUUUAACCUUGUUGCAGUACAACUUAAAGUUUAAACCUACAUUAAAAGAUAUUUCAAACGAUUUUCAAAUCUACUGCUUGUUUUUCACAGCAGUUUACUCUAGUUUAAACUCACAUUGGGUCCCUGACAAAACUCAACAGCCUAAACCAGUAAAAAAAAAAAAAUUUCAGCUGGACACCGAGCAAGUCAUGCAACGUUUGAAUGAGUCAUUUUAAAAGACUUUGGCCUGUUGUUGUUUGGAGUCUGUAAGGGUUUCAAUGGAAAAUAUCAAACAGAUGCAGACCCAAAACAACUAAUUAGAUGAAAAACAGAUUUAAAAUUCUAAAGAAAGGUAUUAUCAGGUAAGAUCACCAGUUAAGUAAGUUACUCAACUGCUUUAAUCUAGUUUAACUUUAGACAUGUCUGUCUUUACUCUGAACUUUGUUAUGAGGCAACUGAAAGUGUUUGUAGCUGCACAUAAAGUCUCUCUGGUGAAAAUCAAAGAGGAGUGAGAAAUUAUAAUAUUCUCCCAAUAUGGUAUUAUUUCUGUUUUUUGAUAUUUUCCUCAUGUGCCAACUAUAUACAGAACAUAUGUUUUGCUUAAAGAGUAAGUUUUUCAUUAUCUGGUUGGACACAUAAACCAACAUCUUCAGCAGAGGAACUCUGUUAUCAAUUUCUCUGUAAGAAGAAACCAAAUGGGGAAAACGUCAUGGAGCUCAAGCAUCACAACACAGGAACUGUCUGGUUAGGUUUUAUUUUAUGCUGAAGGUGUGAUCAGCUCGGGCUUUUGCAGAACUUCUUAUCACAGUAAACGAUUCCUCACCCUGAUAGCAAGAGGAAGUCUUUUGGUGUCUGACUGGACGUAAACAGAGCCAACAUCUUCAGCAGAGGAGACGUUUGAUCACAGUUUUGUCUGUCAGAGGAAAGUCAUGGGGGAGAACAUUAUGGAGCUCAGGCAUCACAGCAGGGGAACCGUCUGGUUAGAUUUUAAAUAGUGCAUGCUAAAGGUGUGAUCGGCUCGUGUUUUUGCACGACUUCUUAGCAAAGCUUAGCAGAUUCAUUCAUAGAGCAUCUUAAACACCCACAAGACCAAAGUGUUGUCAACAGAACAGCCGUCACAUGAUGCACAUAACAAAAUCAGAAGGACCUAAAAAUAAGUUAAAACAGCUCUGUCAAAAAAUAAUAAUAAUAAUAAUAAAAUAAAACAGCUAGUAAGGUAAAAAUACAAUAAUUACAAAUGUUUCUUAACAGUUUCUGCUCAGAGGAGACUUCUGAAGGCACUUGGUUGAACUGAAUUGUUAAUCAAUCACGAAAAAAACACCAAAAAAUACUUCUACAUUGAAUGUUAAGUUUAAAAUAUAAAGUUGUAUAAAGGAUGUCCAUGAGUGCACAGUUUUAUUGCCUUACAGUGAGCUCUGUGAUGCUUGGCUGCACUGUUAUUGUUGGACCAGAUAAGUUCUAACCAGCCAAUAAACCAGCUCUAAAGCUCCAGGGAUUUGCAUACCAUGUCUGCGUCUAACUUCCAUUACAUUCCACUAGACUGAGAGCAGCAGUAAACGCAGGAAAAAUCAUUAAACUGAGCGGCGGUCAUGGUGGAAUUUAUUAAUGGAAGACAUUCCAAGCCCUGUUUGCUCCAGUUUCUACUCCGGUGUGAGGAUGCGUUUGUUUUGUGCCUACAUCCUGUCCUGCUCUGUUUUGAUGGUGAGCUCUGCCGUGUCCAACAGCUUCAGAGACUGCAGCCAUUUUUUCUACAUGCAAACGCCUCCAGCAGGGAUCCGAGGGACGAGCCUGAAGAAGAUCUGCCAGAAGUACGCCGACAAACUGCGCUACGCCACCCUGUACGACAGCAGUCGGCGUCUCCCACUGUAUUCAGCUUACAUUUUUAAGAAGUCUGAUGGGAAGGGGAGGGCAGACACACCGUGGAUGUACGAGCCUCAGCUGGUGUCUGAAUCAGAGAGCAGCAACAUGAAGGUGCUUCCUCUGACUGCAGACAUUUCUCCUCUCAUUGAGGAGAGCCAGAUUGUUUUGGAGGACUACGUCGAUGCUGUAGAAUACAGACGAGGCACGCUGAACCCUGACCAGCACCAAGCAGAUCCAGACGACAAAUCCUCUACCUACACCCUCACCAACGUCGUUCCUCUGAUCACUGAUUUUCUGGGAACCUCCUGGAGUUCUUACCUAGACACCGUCCGCCGCCGCCUAAACAACUUCUGCCAUGGUAAGUCUUACAUCGUGACUGGAGUAACUUUUUCAGGAGGCACCAUCAAGCGUGACAACAAGGACCGUCUUUCAAUACCAAAACACGUAUGGAUGGGAUACUGCUGCCCAAAGUUUGACCGUAACUCACCUUACGAGGUGAGGUUCAUGUUCCCCAGUUAUGGCGGCUACGCCCUGAAUGAGCAGACGGGCAACAAUGUGGUGGAGGUGCCAUUAAAGAAACUGGAGAUUUUCCUGAAGAGCCAAACAGACUUUGAAAAAGACAUGGCUAUUUUCUACAAGGGCUGUGUGUCAGAAAACACCAUCGAAAAGAAGCGAAGAGACCUGCAGAGGCUGAAUAACUGAGAAUGUUUCAAAUAUACUUGAAC